AUGGAUUCCAAUGAGCGACGUGUAAUGAGAGUCGUAAUGAUGCUGAGGUUGACAGUGUUUAUCGCAUUUGUUUUUCAAGUGAAUGGACAAGGUGUAGGUGUUAGGAAUGUUCCAACUGUCUCAUAUAAACAACAAGACAUGAAAUUACAAGACGGCAAGCUGGGACAACCUGCUGUUCAUCAUCAACAGGGACUCGACCCUGCAAAAGAGAAUAUGCAACAGAAGCAUGGAGCAGGUGGAACAGGGAGACAGCCUGGUGCUGGGAAACCAGCAGCUUUCAGACUUUCAGAGAGCAGGGAAUGUGCAGAUGAUAUUGUUAAGCACUGUAACCCUAAAAUAUACAAAAAUAAUUUCGCCAUUCUGGAUUGCUUACAGAAUGACAUUAAGAUAAUGGAAGAUUUAUCAGAAGUGUGUCAGCAUUUUAUAUGGAAAUACAAACUAAAUUUAACACGAGAUGACAGGUUUGACUAUGCAGCUGGAGAAGUGUGUAAGCAGGAACUGAGUCAGAAUGAAGAAUGUUCACAGCUGGAGAAAGGCAAGGGACUGAUUAUACCUUGCCUGGUGGACAACAUUGUAAACAUCACAGGAAACUGUCGGACAUACCUGGAGAAAAUGGCCCGGAUUGUGUUCAGUGACUAUAGACUGAUUUUCCAUUUCGUUGACCAGUGUAAUGCAGAUAUUCAGCAGUUUGGCUGUGGACGAGUCGCUCCAUUGGAUGAAAAUGAUGUUCAUUCUCAAGGAAAAACACUAGAAUGUUUAGCAGACAAGAUUGGUGAUUUACACGAUGGCUGUCGGAAACAGUUGUUGAGAGUGGCAGAACUACAGGCGGAUGACUACCACUUGGAUCGCCAGUUGUACUACGCCUGUCGUGAGGAUAGAGAACAUCUGUGUGCAGAUGUACCUGCAGGAGGAGGGAAAAUAUACGAAUGUCUUUUUAAACACAAGUUCGAUAACACAAUGUCAGCAAAGUGUAAAGAGAUGUUAACGGUGAGACAGCAACUCAUUGCCCAGGACGUCAAAGUGGAAAAGACAUUCUACAGUGCCUGUCGCCGUGACAUGAAAGAGCACCAUUGUUUUAAGAAAGACACAGAGGAAGGGGGUGACUUUCGCAGAGCCAAUAUUUUACUGUGUUUGGAAAAUGCUAUAAAAACAGAGAAACAAAUAAGUCCAGAAUGCCAAGCAGAGAUGGCUGAACUUCGACAGGAAUUGAUGGAGGAUUACUCGAUUAGUCCUGAGAUUUUAACAGACUGUAAAACGGAGAUAAUGGAGUCGUGUGACAAAGGCCUAGAAAGGGGAGGCAAGACUAUUCACUGCCUGAUGGAUCUGGCUAGGCCAGCCAGGGAUCAACGAUCACACAAACAGCAAAAAACAAUGUCGGCAAAAUGUCGCAGAGCGCUGGAGGCAUUAAUUCAGGAGGCUGAUCCCGCCAGUGAUUAUAGAAUGGACAGGGUGUUACAAAAAGCGUGUGAACCUGUCGUACAAGUUGGGUGUAAACAUGUUCAACCAGGAGAUGCGAGAGUGAUCAGCUGUUUGAUGGACCACCUGGACUCGGAGAUCAUGAAUGACGAGUGUGAGGAGAGACUGAUGGAAAUACAGUACUUUGUGGCCAGAGACUUUAGAUUGGACCAACAGUUAUUCAAAAAAUGUCGCCGCCCUGCCAGGGAGCUGUGUGGAAUCAAGGGCGAUUGGCUCGAGAGUCGACACAAAGAUGACAAGAAACCAGCAUAUGUCGUCGCAUGUUUGUUCAGAAAUUUUAAGCAAGAAAAAGAAAAGAAAGGGAGAAAGGGGGAUCCAGCUAAUGCAGAGAAAGGGGUAUCCAAACAGUGCAAGAAUGAGAUCAAGAGAGUAAUGAAACAGCGAGCCCAGCGAGUUCAACUGAAGCCUGAGAUCGAGCAAGCUUGUCUCAGAGAUCUCGGAAUGCAUUGCUCUGAAUCUGAUGAUCCAGGAGCAAACCAGGAAAUCUCGUGUUUACAAGAACAUUAUGACCAGUUAGACCCUGAAUGUCAGGAUGUCAUAGGAAACUUCACAGAGGAUGAAGAUGAAAUGCCAGAGCUGGAUAUCAUUCUGAUGAAAGCCUGUACCCCCAUGAUCAACAAAUUCUGUGAUGCGGAUGAAGAAGUAGAUGGAGAUGACACAGAUGAUAUCAUGGAAUGUCUGAUAGAAAACAAAAACAGAAAAGAUAUGAAUGAGAAAUGUCGAGCGGGCAUCGAGCAUCACCAACUGAUAUCAAUGAAGAAUUUCAGAUUUGAUCACAAGUUCAAAGAAGCUUGCAAGCGCUCAGUUUCAAAGUUCUGCAAAAACAGGAAAACAAAAAAUGAAGUGAUUUCCUGUCUCAGUGAGCAUGUUAGGAAUGACACCUUGUUGGAUGAGAAGCAGCGAAUUGACAGAGUUUGCAGAAAACAGCUUCGUGUGGAAGUCUUAGAGAGGGGUGAAGAUAUCCACUUGGAUCGUAAACUCGAGGAUGCCUGCCAUGACGACAUUAAGCAAAAAUGUCAGGGUGUAGACUCGGGAAAUGCAAAGAUGAUAGAAUGCCUUAAGAGUCAUCAGAAAUCACUGUCCCCUAAGUGUCAUAAGGUUCUAUUUAAGAGAGAGAAAGAAGAAGCUGUACUUGGUGAUUAUAAAGUACAUUCAGUGUGCAAGAGAAUGAUCAAGAUGUUUUGUAAUGAGGAUGAUAUGGAGGAAGAUGAAAUUCUGCCCUGUCUAAAGAAGAACAAAGAUAGGCCUGAAUUCGAUGAGAAGUGCCAUCAGCUCAUUGUGAAGCGAGAAAUAGCAGAAAAUAAGGAUUAUAGAUUAAAUCCAGAACUACAGAAGAAAUGCCGUUUAGACAUUCCUAAAUUCUGUUCUGAUAUUCUCAAAGCUCAGAAGAAUGAUAAUGAACUUCAGGGCAAGAUUGUUACAUGCCUGAGGAAAAAAUUCGCGGUGAAGAGACUGUCCAGAGAAUGUAACUUGGUCAUUAGAGACAUUAUCAAAGAUUCAGCUCACAAUUACAUGGAAGAUGCAGUCCUGGCUUCAGCAUGUGAAGGAGAGAUCAUUAAAUAUUGUGGGGAUGAACAUGAGAUGGCAAUGAAGGGAAGGAACUCUGAAAGCAGAAAUAAAGUAGAAAUGGUGCAAGUCCAGGACGGCAGUGGAAAAGUGGUGGAAUGUCUGAAGCAAAAAUUCCUUAAUCGUAUCAUCACUAAUACUGUUUGCAAACAGGAAAUUGAGAGAGUGAUUCAGGAAUCACAGAUUGAUAUUAAUGUGGACCCACUGCUUCACAUGACUUGUCAGCGUGACCUUCAGAAGUUCUGUGGUGACCUUGAACCUGGCGAAGGACAUCGAAUGGCAUGCUUGCUAGCAGAGCUUGAGGAUCAUCCAAAACAAAUUUCUGAGAAAUGUUUAAAAGAAUUGGAGAAGAGGAAACUGUUAUGGGAGUUGGCAGCUCAGGGUAAACCAAUCGAGGGCUUUCAUGAUGUCUACCAACAGAUUGUGGCCUCCCCUUCCAAGAACUAUCUCCUGUUUGUCAUAUGUAGUAUUAUAGGUGUGUUUUUCCUUGUGGGUAUUACCUGCGGGAGGGUCAGCAAGCGAGUAGCCAAACAGAACAAAAUGAAAUAAACAAACACAUUCCACUACAUGCAGCUUCCAGAGGGCAGAGACCAAGUCAGGCGAUUUAUGAAAAUAUAAUAGAGGUUCAUAAAUUUUAACUUUUUGUUUGAAUGAGUUCUCUACAUUCAAUUGCAGUCAAUUUAUACAUACAUGUAAGUACGUAAGCCAUUAUAUGUUAUGUAGUAAUGUAUCAAAGACAGAUUCUAAUAUCUUCGGUCUUGUAUUUAGGUCUUGUCUUAUAUUAGAAAUGUUAUUUUUUUUUUUAAUAUGCUCAAAAAAAAAGUCUCCUUAUAAAAACAGAAUGUAUUUUUUGUUUAAAUCAAAUUUAUACUUUUAAAUUAAAAUGAUUUCUCUAUUUUACUUUAUGGUAGACUGUUUAGAAGUUGCUCAUAUCUGUGAUUCAUGUAACAUUUUACAUACAAAUGUAUUAAGACAUUAAUACGAUUGUCCAGUGGAUUCAUAGAGAUUAUUUGCAUUUCCAAUUUAUUGUAAAUAUUUUUUCGGUGUGAAAGAUUUGAUUAUGUGUCAUAUAUGAUGUGAUGAUAUGAUUGUUGAUGAAUGUUAAUACAUGUAAUGUGUUUCAUAAAAUGUAUCCCCAUGUAUGUCUAAAGGUGGAGAUUCGUCACUAACCUAAAAGUACCAUGAAAAUAGUUUUAACCAAAAAUUUGUGUGGAAUGUAGCAGAAAGUUUUGAUUUACAUGUAUAUGAUCUUGGGGUUGUUUUUAUUAUUUUUGAUGACUAAGGAAAAAAAAUUAUUUGAAUUUGUGAUUAGUCGCAGUUUAUAUUGCUUUAAUAUAUAUAAAGUAGAAAUCAGAUAUAAAAUGUAUAAUGCUCUUACAUGCCAGUUAAAGAGUCAAAUUUUAACAUGGUUUUUUAAUGUGCAUAAUCAGUGAAGCCUUGAUGUAAAUUAGUCCGCAAAUGAUGCAAGGCUCUGUUCACAUGUUGUGAAAUACUCAAGAUUCUACAGAGAGAAAGAAAUACACGAGACAUAUGGUAUAAAAUGAAAGUGUGUGCAAGCAAAGACCAGCUGUAGGGAGAUAGUCAUCUAGCAUUAAUGCAUGUAUGUGUCUUGUGAAUACUUGUCAUAAAAUAUUCUCCACAAUCAGAUAAUCAGAAAUGUCCAAACAAUUGUUCAUUUGUAUUCUUAAUUUUCUUUGCAAUUUAAAUCUUCAUCAGGUGAAUAUUUUGGUUAAUUAUCCUGAUUUGGACAUUUUCUGUGUUUCUGUUUUUUGAAAUACACCGGUAAUGAUGUGUAUGAGUUACCUGCAUGUUUGUAUGCUAGAUGCCUUAUUUGAAAAGUAUAAUAUUGUCUUUUUUUUGUUGAAUUGGAUCAUUUGAAGUUGUAAUUCUUUUCACAACCAAAAAAUUCUUAGUAGAACUGAAAAACAUGACAGUAAAGAUAUAAAAUAAAACAAGAACUAAAGUAUAUUUCUUCUCAUGCUGAAUAAAAAAUCUAUAGUAAAUUAGGCCUAUAGUUUGCUGAAGUGUUAGGUAUGUUGCCGUACCUUGUUUUUGUGGGUUUGUUUCCAUUCCCGUAGCAUGUGAACAAAAUUGUCUUGGUGCUUUAACCUGUUUGCAUCCGAAUGAUUGAUGUCAAUUUUUAUGACUAAAUCACACAGUGAACAUAAUCAUAUGUUGUACGUUAAGAACAUGUAAUAUAAAAACUUAUUUUUGUGCCCUUUCAUCUAGCAGAUCAGAUAAAUCUCUGCAGGGAAAACAAUUUUUUUUUCCUUGUACGAGUUGGAUUGAUGGUGCAUUAUACAUGUAUGAACAUUUCAAAUGUUGCCCAAAUAGACUGUGUUAAAUGUAUAAUACAGUGAAAGUACUUGUUAUUUAUUUUGUAUAUUGUUGCUAGAGUACAUUUUAUAUUUAAAAGUAGCUUUAAUAUUGUCUCUUAUUACAUUGCAUCUUUUAUUUUUCUAUUGAAUUUAUACAUACAGUGUAUAUUUCCCUUUGUUUGAAAGUUGAAAAAUUGUAAGUUCAAGGUCAAGAUUUUGGAAUAUUUGUAUCAAUCAGUGAUUAAAAAAGACUUGUUUUAAAACAUCAUUAAGACAUAGUUCGAAAUAGCAAUAAAGCUGUUGAUUGUUGAAAAAGGCUGGUUUAAACAGAGAACUAUAAUUUUUGAUGUACAAAUCAUGAGAAAUUGAAAUAACAAAGUGCAAAUAUAUGAAAUUCAUUUCAUUCUGUAGCGUUCCUAGUCAUACAAGUGUGAAAAUCAUGUAGAUGAAUAGCCUUCCAUGAAAAUCAUGUACAAGUAAACAAUUAAUUUCAUAAUAAAUUCCAAAUACUAGUACAUGUGCUUGCUUUUAACCACUACUUCAAAACCAUGAAGUGGCAUUUCCUAUUUAAACGACUGUGUUAACAUAUACAUAUUUUAAGGGUUUGUGGUUCCUGUUCAAGUUUUGUAUUUCUGGUGUUUGUUCUUCUGUUUUGUUUAUUACAAAGUAUGCAUUGAUGAUUUGUUUUAUGGAAACAGAGAAGAGUUUUUAAGAUCUUUUUUUUCCCUCUCUGUUAAACGGUACAUACUUUAUCAAAUAUUAAUCAUUAAAAAUACUGGUUGAGGUUUCUACCUACACUUACACAGAUUUCUAUUUUUGUCGUGUCUGUAUCAUGUAUUUCAAAAAGUUAAGUAAAAAAAAAAGAGAGAGAAAAUUGAAUGUUAAUGUCCUACAUCAUGGCUUUAUGUUUGUUUCAUGUAAAAUUAACUAUUUCAGACAUAGUUAAUUGUUUUGAUUGUGAAUUAUAUUAAAUAUAUAUAUACUGAAUAAAUUAAUGAUAAGUUUA
Molecule: messenger RNA, 6366 nt
Organism: Saccostrea echinata
Lineage: Eukaryota; Metazoa; Mollusca; Bivalvia; Ostreida; Ostreidae
Product: Golgi apparatus protein 1-like
Exons: 25
Coding region: 1-3591 (1196 amino acids)
Cellular component (GO): Golgi membrane
Molecular function (GO): fibroblast growth factor binding
Source: RefSeq, a predicted model, not a curated record